GGGGCAGUGAAACCGAGGGUGAUGACGUUGCAUUAUAAACUGUGCCGUGUUGUCAUCAGCUGUUGGACGAAGGCGAACGAAAAGUGGACGUAGCACGGUUGAUUGUGCAUCUACGAGCUGACCGUAGCCCUAAGCAUGGCGUUUGGGGCUGAAAUUGGCACCAAGUGACAGAUAGAAAUACUGGAGGUCUCCCAUUGAAAGUAUAAAUUGUGUAACUGAAGGCAUCUUUGAGACAAAAAAAACUGAUAACGCAUUGGUGCCAAUACAGGUCGGAGUUGAAGCCAUUUUUCUCUGCACAGCUGUGUUCCAGCUAAGCUCAUUUGGUGUCUGUACGUCGUACAGUAGGUACCGCUUUGAAGUACCACCACCGCCAUCAUGAAUGUGGGCACAGCGCACAGUGAGGUGAACCCCAACACCCGUGUGAUGAGCAGCAGGGGAAUGUGGCUGUCUUACAUCCUAGGAAUCGGCCUCCUGCACAUUAUCCUGCUCAGCAUCCCCUUUGUCAGCGUGCCCGUGGUCUGGACUCUCACCAACCUCAUCCAUAAUCUGUGCAUGUACCUCCUGCUUCACACGGUCAAAGGGACGCCCUUUGAGACCCCAGAUCAGGGCAAGGCUCGCCUCCUUACCCACUGGGAGCAGAUGGACUAUGGUGUACAAUUCACUGCUUCACGCAAGUUCCUCACCAUCAUACCUAUUGUCCUGUAUAUCCUAACCAGCUUCUACACCAAAUAUGAUUGGGUCCAUUUUGUGGUCAACACCGUUUCCUUGCUCACUGUACUCAUCCCCAAGCUGCCCCAGCUGCAUGGUGUGAGGAUCUUUGGGAUUAAUAAGUACUGACCAAACAGAAGAGAAUGCCUUCUUCCCCAGGUCCCCACAGACUGCUGAGGGCACACAGAGUAGCAGGUCUCAGAUUUGGCUGCAGACCCAUGAGGAUCUGUGGCUCUUUGGCUCCCGACUCUGCUGAACAGCACUCUAAAUGAAGCCUACUGGGGAUACUGCCAUUUUACCAAACCCCAGGAAAGAGAGACAGUACUUUAUAUAGAGAGCACAGAAGGAAAGUGUACUGUUGUGAUUGUCUGAGGCCUGCCUGCUUUGAGUUACAGGGUUUCCAGAGACACUUAAAAAGCAGUUGUUAAGGGGAAAAAUGAUUCUACAGAACUGACAGUUUUGUGACGUGAGAGCAUAAUGUAGCUGCACAAAUGUCAAGUGCCAUUCUGCACCCACUGGCACACUGAGGCGGUAGUCAAAGGUAUUUUGUAUGUAAUUAUACACUGCUGUAUUUAUUCAGCUUCACUCCACAUGAUGCUCCCUCUUUCCUGAGGUUUCUGGGCUCAGGAGAGUAACAAUACUUCAGUGAGCUAGUAAGGGACCUGUGAACUGCUGCCAAGGUGAGACAUGACAAACCGCAAGGUUUUAUAUUCAGCCCUCAAUGCUCCACUCAGGGGCAAGAUUGGGAAGCUAAGCUGCUCUUAUUUUCAUCUCACCACGUCCAUGUUUGGACUCCCCUUGUCCUGGAUUAUGUCACGCAAGCUUCCUGUCUAGGGAAUUGUCUGGGUUGUGUGCAGAAAACGACCAAAAGUCCUGCGGUAUGAGUUCAGAGAAAAGUAUUUCUGCCCUUACUUAGAGUUCCAAAGCACUGGAGACCAAUGCCUGCAGCUGCUUUAUAAAAGUAUUCAGACCCAUUACAUGAGCCUGUUGGUCUGGAUCUCAUUUUGGAAUCUGAUUUACUGACUUACCAGUAUAUUAGGUACAUCUGAGCUAUUUAAAGUAAUGCAGUAACCCUGCAGUAAAUCCCAACAUUGUCAAUUGUUUGUGAUGUUUUGUUCCUCCUUAUUUCCAUAAGAGUGGGGGCGAAAUAUUAGAAACAAAGGAAUAAUGAUAAAAGAUGUUUAUUUUUCCAUAUGCAGCAGGCUGAGCAACAGCAGUUUUAGGGCUUUUUUCCUGACAACAGCUACCUGCUGUGUCAAGAUGUUAGCUUGAUGAGAAUGGAGUCUCCAUACUGGAAAA
Monopterus albus (swamp eel) is the source of this 2007-nucleotide messenger RNA. RefSeq names its product ORMDL sphingolipid biosynthesis regulator 3 (gene ormdl3). Gene Ontology annotation, cellular component: endoplasmic reticulum membrane. The record is from RefSeq and is a predicted model, not a curated record. Lineage: Eukaryota; Metazoa; Chordata; Actinopteri; Synbranchiformes; Synbranchidae. Bases 376 to 837 code for a protein of 153 amino acids. The transcript is spliced from 4 exons.